Messenger RNA from Eublepharis macularius, 7392 nucleotides. RefSeq names its product YLP motif containing 1 (gene YLPM1). The coding region runs from base 105 to 6974 and encodes 2289 amino acids. NCBI's taxonomy places the organism in Eukaryota, Metazoa, Chordata, Lepidosauria, Squamata, Eublepharidae. Gene Ontology annotation, biological process: regulation of telomere maintenance. The transcript has 21 exons. The record is from RefSeq and is a predicted model, not a curated record. Gene Ontology annotation, cellular component: nucleus.
CUUCCGCACGCGCUCUUGCCGUCGCCCGCCGCUCUUGCGGCCUGUGGAGGGACGAUCCACUCUUUGCUCUCGGCGACCCUGACUGCGCUCCUCUGUCCGACCCCAUGUUCCCGACGUGGGGUCUGUACGGGGCGGCCCCGGGGCCUUACCCGCCGCCGCCCACCCUGAUGCCGCCCCCACCGCUACCUGGGCCACCGCCGUCUGUGCUGUCCGCCUCCCUGCCGCCGCAGGUCUCCGUGGUGCCGCCACCGUAUGCGGCCUCCUCGGCAGCUCCAGCCGCUGCCCCGGGGAGCGGCGCGUCGGGCUUCCUGAGCCUGCAGGAGCAGCACCUGGCCCAACUCCAGCAGCUCCAGCAGAUGCACCAGAAACAGUUGCAGUCGGUGCUGCUGGGGGGGCCCCCUCCGCCUGGGGCGCCCCCGCCCAGCCUACCGCCACCCCCCCUGCCCAGCGCCUCGGCCCCCACCGCCUCCUGGCAGCCGCCGGUCCCUGCCGGCCCACCCCCCGCCCGCACUUACCCCAAGCAGUUCAAACACCGCGACCCACCGCCGCCGCCCCCUCCCCGCGAAGCGCAGUUGCGGAACCCCCCUAUGCCCCCACUUCCCCGGACUGAGGAAACAGCAGAGCCCCCUCAGGCCCCCCAGGACUGGGAGGUCGCAGCCUCCCCGGGCAACCCCGACAUGGAUAUGGACAUGGACUUGUCCUCCCCACCGCAGUCGCCCUCCCAGUCCUACAUGGCCCCUCUCGAUACUGACCCUUACACCCUCUCCUCUCAGCUUCUGCCCUCCCAGACCCACAGCCCACCCCCUCAACCUUACCAGGCCCAUUCCCAGUUGCCUCAGACCUUCUCAGAACAGGCGUUCUCCGAACCAGCCAUUUCUCAGUCUUACUUGCCUCUCUCUCAACCUUACCAACCUUCUUCCCAGUCAGUCCAGUCCAGUGCUCCUUCCAUCUCCCCGUCUGAAUCUCACUUCACUACAUCCCAGAUCUCACAGUCUGCUCCUGAAGCUCAAGAGUUCAGACAAGGUGGUGGUGAGAACACAGAUAACAGGUGUGAGCGCCUACAAAGCACCUCCCAUGCAGACCUUUCUACAAUGACUCCUCAGGAACAGCAGCAAUAUUGGUAUCAACAGCAUCUGCUUACUCUGCAGCAGAGAGCAAAAGCACAUGCGCUGGGACAGCAGCUGCCACAAGAUCUAGGCAUUGCAAAUGAUACUCCUGAGCAAAAGCAAGAAGAAAGGGAAAUUUCUCUUUCUGACCAGCUUUCUGACCAUUACGAACCCCUAUUACCACAUCCUAAAGAUGAUGACCUUCCUUUGUCAUCUGUUGAACCCAAGCUGAACUUUGAACCACCAGAGGAUCCUGAGGAAAAUUUGAGGUUGCAGCAGUUGCAGGCAGCAGCAACCCAAUGGCAGCAGCAUCCACAGCAGCGAGUGGGCUUCCAGUACCAGAGAAUUAUGCAAAAGCAUGCACAGUUGCAACAAAUUCUUCAUCGUUAUCAGCAGAUCAUACAACAACAACCACUUUUGCCUACAAUGUCAGCAGAGAUGCAGCUACAGCAUUACGAGACACAGCAUAAAAAAUUCCUACCACUUUAUAAAGAGUGGGAACGUGAAUUUCAGCAGUGGCAGGAUCAGCUCCAGGCCUAUCCUCACAAGGACCAGCUUCAUGAAUGCGAGAAACAGUGGAAGAUGUGGCAGGGGCAGAUGAAAGUCACUCAGAACCACUUGCAGGAGAAAGUGAAAUCCCUUCGGAAGAUGAACAGUCAAUAUACUGGGAGUACAACUGUUCCACCUCAGUUUUCUCCAUAUUCUCAAACUAGUCAAGGUGGGAUGCCCAUUAUGCCCUCUACUUUGCCCUCAGCAACCCUGUCUGUGGCAUCCACCGGGUUCUCUUCUGGCCCUCAUGCAUCUAAUAUAUCUGUUCCCAAAGAAUCUGGUCCUCAGAGCACCCAAAUCACUGAAACUGCAAGGCCAACCGCAUUUCCUUCCUCAGCUGCUUUCUCAUUUAAAUUAGCUGAGUCACCUGCCACUUCCCAUACAACAGAGAUGACCAGACCAGCUCUUCUUCCUACACCCACAUCUCCUUAUACAUUUAAAGCAACAGAAUCACCUGCCACCUCUCAGACAAUGGAUACGACCAGGACAGCUCUCCUUCCUACCCCUGCCCCUAGUUCUCUUUCAUUUAAAAUGACUGAUUCUUCUGGCACUUCCCAGGCCAUGGAGACAGGCAGAACAGCUCUCCUUCCUACCCCUGCCUCUGCUUCCUUUUCAUUUAAAUUGACUGAGUCACCUACCACCUCCCAGGCCAUUGAGACAGCCAGGCCUGCUCUACUUCCUACCCCUGCCGCUGCUUCCUUUUCAUUUAAAUUGACUGAUUCACCUACCACCUCCCAAGCCAUCGAGACAGCCAGGCCUCCUCUACUUCCUACUCCUGCCCCUUCUUCUUUUUCUUAUAAAGCUUCAGAUUCAUCUACCACUUUGCCUUACCACUCAAAUGUUAUGUCAUCUGCUAGUUCUUCUGACCAAGGCAGUUCUUGCGUUCCUCUGGGCAAACAAGCAAUGCCAUUUGGUUCUGUCUCAUCUGAACUAGGCUCCGCUGAAGGAAAGCUCCCUUCUACAAUGUCCUCGUCAUCUGUAGCCACCACCACCACCACCACCACCACCACCUAUCAGAACAAACCAGUGAGAUCAGCUGGGUUUCCUGAAUCUCCCAGAGGGCCUUGCUUUGAUGGUCCCAGGGGUCCAAGAUUUGAUGGACCACGAGGAAGGAACUUUGAGAGAUUUGAAACUCCAAGACAGAGAGGGCCCCAUUUUCAAGGCCAACGUUUAGAAGGGCCAAGGCCAAGGCUUCAAAAUCAGCACAUGGAUGGAUCUUCCAGCAAACAAGGGGCAAUCCCCCGAGGUCCAGCAGCAGCAUUUUAUUCUCCUCCAAGCACAUCACAAACGCAGGCUUCCCAAUCAAGUGGACCACGGUGGCGUGGGUCCACGCCUAUGUUAGGACAGCAGCAUCCUCAAGCAGACAGUAAUGAUCCUUUCAGUGAUGUGGGAAGCAGUCAGGCAGUGGAGGUUCAUUCUAAACCUCCACUAGAUAGAAAAAAUUCUGGUCCACUUCAGCCAGGUAAAGGCCCGUCUAAUGUACACCAAAAUACAUCCAGAAUAGAUGGCAAAGAAGUAACAUCAGAAGCAAAAAAAUGGAGCACCUCAGAGUCUGGGCUGCAGACAGAAGCAUCCAAAGCAGCUGCUCAUCCAUCAUCAGUUUCUACUCAUCCUCCAAAACCAGGAGGGAAGAAAACAUUGCUACCUACUCCCGGACUAGGAAAUAAAGACUUGAACUCCACAGACAGUAAAUUGACUUCAUCUGAAAAUAAUCAGAACAAGGAAUCAUCUAAACUGGACAACAGAGCAAGGACACAAAUUAAGCCUGGAGAUAAUCAAGCAAAAGGACCAGCUGGUAGAGGCAGGGGCCAGAGUAGAAUAGAAGAUACUAGAGGUAGAGGCCAGCCCCGACUAGAAAAUGCCAGGGGGAGGGGAAUGCAGGGUAGAGGUAGAGGUCAGACUAGAGACAUACCUGGCAGAGGCUUAAAUAGUGGGUCAGAAAUCCACGAGAAGCUGCCAGAGGGACAGUCAGGCAGCUGGGAAACAGGAAAGCAGGAGAGAGUACAGGGUCGGCGAUCCAGGAGUCAAGACAGAGGGUUGCCAGCUAGAGAUAGAGAGUCAGGUAAUCGGAUGGGCAGCAGAGAGAGAGGCCGUCCAAGUAGCCGGGAGAGAGAAUCAGUCAGACGGCCUAGUAGCCGGGAGAGGGGACUGGAUCGGCAAGCAAGUAACCGGGAAAGGGGCCCCAGCCGAAGAGCUGGUAGCAGAGAGAGAGGCCCAGAUCGACGACCUACUAGCCGAGACAGAGACCCAGUCAGAAGGCCUGGUAGCCAGGAAAGGGAGCCUCGUAGGCAUGAUGUAGGCCUUGGAGGCAAUACUGAAAAUUUACCUCCAUUUCGUGAGGAACCACACAGGCCUCCGUGGGCUUAUGGGGAUUCAGGCAUAGACGAAAGACAUCCAUUUGAAUACAGAGAUGUUCCUCCAUUAGAGCGCAGACGAUUGGAGGAUUGGGAAAAUGACAGAUACUGGCCUGAUCGUGACCGCCGAUAUCGUGAUGAUCCUCCUGAUCCAUAUGAGAGAGAUGAUUCAAUAGCACAUCGUCGUCCAUUGCCCCCUCUUUCACCUCUCCCUCCUCUUCCUCCUUUACCUCCAUUGUCUGCUGACCUUGACAGACGAGAUCCAUUUUGGGAUGACUGGGAGAGGCCAACAGUUAGAGAGAGGGAGAUGGACAGAGAUCUAGACAGGAUCAGAAGACCUUUGGAUGUAUAUGAUCGUGAAUUUGAAAGAAACUGGGACAGAGAUUACAUAAGACCACUGGGUGACAGAGAUACACUGAGUCGUGAUCUAGACAUACCCCCUCUCCCACCUUUGCCUCCCCUUCCGCCACUUCCUCCUUUGGACAGGUAUCGUGAAGAGCGAUGGCUGGAGGACAGAGACAAAGAUUUCUUCGACCGCGAUCCAAGAGACAGAGGGGAACUCAGAAUCAGAGAGUACCCAGAUACAUGGAGGGAGCCAUCUGAUUUUCCUCCUGACAGGAAUGAUUGGGAGAGGAAAAGACUUUCAGACAAGUGGUAUCCAGAGGACAUGGAUAGAUUUCCAUCUUUAGUGGAUCAUCUGGAACCGCCACCUCUGCCACCACUCUCAUCUGACAUACUGAGAGAAGAGCCAAAUUCAGCUUCUGACCAGUCACUAGGAGGAGUAAUGGUCCUUAGUCAAAGGCAACAUGAAAUAAUCUUGAAGGCUGCCCAGGAGCUGAAAAUGCUAAGAGAACAGAAAGAACAGAUGCAGAAGAUGCAAGAUUUUGUUCCUGAGCAUGAUCUGCCACCACAGGAAAUGGUUCGAGUGCAAAAUACAGCAGCUCCUAGGCAGGAGAGCUUUCAGCCCUCUUCUGAAAUGCCGCCUGAAAUACCACUAGAGGAACAGCCAAUUAAACCAUCUCCAGCUGUAAUUAUAAAGCCACCAGUUUUGUUUCGGAAGCCUACCCCAACAACAAAAGCAUCCACACCUGUAGCAAAGCUUUCUGCCCCAGCUGUGAGGCUACCUGUUCCAGCUGCAAAAGUCCCUCUUCCCAUGGCCAGGCCACCAGGUCCACCAAUGCAGCCAGAUGCUCCAGUUCCCAUUUCAACUUCAGCAGCUACUCAAGUUUCAGCUCCGGUGGUAAAAUCAUCACCUGCUACAAACCAAGAGCGUUGGGAUGAAGAUUCUUUCCAUGGACUUUGGGAUACCAGUGAAGAUAAAGGAAUAAAAUCAGAGUAUGACUUAGCUAAAUUGGAGCCUUCACCAAUCCCAACAUGUGUUGCAUCAGGUAUGCCACAAAUUUCCAAGCCACCCGUUAUUCAUCAAACUGUCGACUACGGACAUGGGCAUGGCCAUGGUCAAGAUAUAACCACCAAUAAAGGUGGACAAAUUCCUUAUGGGGAGCGAAUAAGUCUGCGUCCAGAACCUCCUCAUGAGAGACAGUCUUUUUCAAAAGAGCAUCCAGGCCAAAGAGAUCGAUACAUCAAGGAGAGAGAAGGUUACUUUGAGCGACAGAAUAAUACAAAUGCAGACCAUAGAGAUUUCAGAAGGGAUCGAGAACCAUAUAGGGACCGAGGUUCUGGAGACCACGAACGGGAAAGAUUUGACAAAGAUCGUUAUCCACGAGAAGACAGCAGACCAUCUCCUUCAAGAACUCAAUCUUACCGUGAGAAAGACCAUUCAAACUCAAGAAGGGGGGGAUUUGAAAGACAGUCAUAUGAAAGAAAACCAGAUCGUCCUCCUUAUGAUCAUGGACCUUCCAUGUUUGGAGGUGACCGGAGAAAUUACCCUGAGGAAAGAAUGCCUAUUCCUGCUCCAUCAAUGCCCCGGCAGCCACCGCCUGCACCACGUGUAGAGAAGAAACCAGAAUCUAAAAACGUGGAUGAUAUACUGAAGCCACCUGGACGGGAGAGUAGGCCAGAGAGGAUUGUCAUUAUCAUGAGAGGAUUGCCUGGCAGUGGAAAAACACAUGUUGCUAAGCUCAUCAGGGAUAAGGAAGUUGAAUGUGGUGGAGCCGCACCUAGAGUGCUCAGCCUGGAUGACUAUUUUAUCAUUGAAACAGAAAAAGAGGAACGAGACCCAGAUACAAAGAAAAGAGUGAAAAAGAAGAUUAUGGAGUAUGAAUAUGAAGCUGAUAUGGAAGAGGUCUACCGUGCUAGCAUGUUCAAAACCUUCAAAAAGACUUUGGAUGAUGGGUUUUUCCCCUUUAUUAUCCUUGAUGCCAUCAAUGACAAAGUGCGUCACUUUGAGCAAUUCUGGAGUGCUGCAAAAACUAAAGGGUUUGAGGUCUAUGUAGCAGAAAUAACUGCUGACAACCAGACUUGUUGCAAAAGAAAUGUCCAUGGACGCAAGCUCAAGGAAAUCAACAGGAUGGCCGAUUAUUGGGAGAUGGCACCCCGUCACAUGAUACGUUUAGACAUUCGUUCAUUGCUUCAAGAUGCUGCUAUUGAAGAGGUAGAGAUGGAGGAUUUUGAUGCUAACAUUGAAGACCAGAAAGAAGACAAGAAAGACGCAGAUGAAGAAGAGAACGAACUGGGUUACAUUCCGAAAAGCAAAUGGGAGAUGGAUACUUCUGAAGCAAAACUAGACAAAUUGGAUGGGCUGCGAACUGGUGCUAAGCGGAAACGUGAUUGGGAGGCAAUUGCCAGCAGAAUGGAAGAUUAUCUUCAGCUUCCAGAUGACUAUGAUACCCGUGCUUCUGAACCUGGAAAGAAGAGGGUGAGGUGGGCAGACCUCGAAGAGAAAAAGGAUGCAGACAGAAAAAGGGCCAUCGGUUUUGUUGUUGGACAAACAGAUUGGGAGAAAAUCACAGAUGAAAGUGGUCAUCUUGCUGAGAGAGCCCUCAAUCGCACCAAAUAUAUCUGAUGUGAUUGUUUCAUGGGAUUUUUCAAACUUUUAAGGCCAUUUGCUUUGAUGAGAACUCGCUGAGGAUGGUUUCCCCCCAUCUUGAGCAUUGUGGGGUUUCUUUCUUUUGAAAAUUUUAUUUUGCUGUGUUCUUUGAAAUUUUGACUAGUGAUGUCCAGCAGCCCCAAGUUAUAUGGAAUCCUGUUGCACCUAAAUGUGAAAGAAGGUUUUUGUGUUAAGAUAGUAGUUUUAGCUUUUAUGCGCGCAGUAGGAUGGAAAGAUUAGGCCGAGGACAUUUCCACUGCUGUAUUUGUCACAGGAUAGCUGCAUUUACAUUCAUUGCGUUGUUGCUUUGUGGCUGUUAUUUUAUACUGUACAAACUUUAUAGUUUAUUGUACUACAAAAUGGAACAAUAAACUUUCAUUAUGAACCCAGUGAA